Molecule: messenger RNA, 1777 nt
Organism: Sphaerodactylus townsendi
Lineage: Eukaryota; Metazoa; Chordata; Lepidosauria; Squamata; Sphaerodactylidae
Gene: ERP29
Product: endoplasmic reticulum protein 29
Exons: 3
Coding region: 73-858 (261 amino acids)
Biological process (GO): protein secretion
Cellular component (GO): endoplasmic reticulum; endoplasmic reticulum lumen
Source: RefSeq, a predicted model, not a curated record
UCCCCUCGUCCCGCCCCCCUGCCUUGCCGCCUGCCUGCCUGCCCGGCCGCCCCGGUAGCGCACCCGCUCGCCAUGGCCGUGCGGAGCCCCGGAUCCGCCGCUGCCCGUCGGUUGUUGCUGCUGCUGCUGGCGCUGCUGUCGUGCCCGGCCUGGCGGGGCUGCUGGGCGCUGCACACCAAGGGCGCCCUCCCGCUGGACACCGUCACUUUCUACAAGGUGAUCCCAAAGCAUAAGUUUGUCCUGGUGAAAUUUGACACCCAGUACCCUUACGGAGAGAAGCAAGAUGAGUUCAAAAAGGUGGCUGAAAGCUCCGGGUCCAGCGAGGACUUGUUGGUGGCAGAGGUGGGAAUCUCAGAUUAUGGCGACAAGAUGAACAUGGAUCUGGGGGAGAAGUACAAGCUGGAUAAAGACGCCUACCCCGCGUUUUACUUGUUCCAAAAUGGGGACUUGGAGAACCCGCUGCCGUACGGCGGCCAAGUCAAAGCCAGCGACCUCCAGCGGUGGCUGAAGAGCAGAGGCAUCUACAUGGGCAUGCCGGGAUGCUUGAAGGACUUUGACACGCUGGCCGGCAGGUUCGUGAGCACCGCCCAGGAGUCAAAGCGCACGAUUCUCCUGGAGGAGGGCCGGAAGCUUCUGGCAGCUGCUAAGGAGCCCGACAAGAAGUCGGCUGAUCAGUACGUCAAGAUCAUGACCAAAAUCCUCUCCCAGGGGGACGCCUUUGCCGCCAGCGAGCUCUCCCGGAUCACCAAGCUCAUUGAGGAGACCAAGAUGAGCGACGGCAAGAAAGAGGAUCUGCAGAGACGCCUGAAUAUCCUCGCUUCCUUCCAAACGAAGAAGGAUGACAGAGAAGAGCUUUGACGGGUCGGCGUGAAGGCGGCGAGGUCAGAGUGGGUCGCGGUCCCACCCGGUGCUCCUCGAAACAAGCAAAACCGUCCCACCCCCUUUGCAAGAGGCUGCAGAGUCCAUUCUCUUAGGGAGAUGCCGUAAUCUUUUCGGUUUGCGUUGACGAGGUCCUUCUUCUGGGGACUCAAGAGCUCCACGCGGUCUGAACACCUUCUGUUCCCACGGUACAGGGGCCACGGUCAUCAUUCCUAGUAAAGACAAGGGCAUUUUUGUGGGUGGGUGGCAUGUCUGUUAAUCCUUUGUUGAAAAAGGCAAGAUGGGUGGGUGGGGGUGGGGGUGUACUUCAGAAGGAUUUUGUAUUUAUGGGUGCUGUCCUUACAAAAACUGUUCCCCAGAAGGCCGCUUCCAGGACCUCAACCAGCCUGUUCUUCCUUAGUGGAUUUCAAGAUGGCCACCAACAGAACAUUGGGCAGCUUGUUCUUACUGGCUGAAUUCACAAGGUUACGCCUGCACCGACAUCUGACCUACUUGACAGUACCCCCGCCCCCCAGCCCCUCACUUUCCAGUUCUGGAAGAAACCGGGGGAACGGUCUGAGGCUGGGUUGCGUUCAUCUUGUUGACAUCCAGUUCUGGUGGCUUCCCGAGGUUGGGAGUCCUCAGGACUCUUGACCGAUGAGGGUUCAAGAUGAUCACCCCCUGCAGAGUCGUUGAGUCUGUGAGCUGAGGGUUCGGUCAGUGGAGGAGGCCGGGGAGCAGUUAGAGCGGGGUUGACUUUGUGUUUUUUUGGGGAGCACAGGUUUGGGCAGAGCGACACACGCAUCCGAGAGGGUGAGGAGCCAGGGAUAUCGUGUCUUUUACUGAACAGUAUUUGCAAAUGGGUUGGGGGCAAGUUACGACAGUGCUUAAUUUGCUAAUAAAGGUUAUCUGAAACCGG